AUGAAGAAUAUGUCCGAAAGAAUGAAUCAUGAAAAAUGUGACGCGAAAUCCUGCUCUUGGCCUGUAUAUCAUGAUGAUAUAAAGCAAUUGGAUGAUACAGGUGAAUACAUGGGUGUACCAAUUGUUGAUGACCACGACGAAGAGGGGCCAAAUGUAACAAGGUCUUUAGCCAGACGAGCAAAUGCAAACAAAGCUGAAAACGUGCGAGAUAAUGUUUCAAAGCAAGUAUUGUUGCUCAUCACACGCUUGGAGAAAGAUUUACGCGAUCAAGUCUUCUCUCAGUCAGACAAAGAAAUGAUCGAGGAUACGAGGCUGAUUACUGAUUUGAAGACCACUGCAGUUAGAAUAAAGUUGAGAGGUGCCAUCCUUAUUUCGAAUAUCGAAAGAGCGAAGUAUAUAACGACGCUACGCAAAAUAAUCCCAUCCGUUAAAGAGGUUCCGGACGAGACCAUAAUUCUUCAAUUCGAGGAAUUUCUGGUACGGCUGGAGAAAGUUGUCAGAAACAAAAAGAAUGAUGAUCUCGACAGCAAAGAGCUUAUUAAGUUAUUUUUGCGCAGCGACAAAGAGUUGUACAAGGGAAUUGAGAUGAUUAUCCACUCUAUUUGUGUGUCCGCUGUGAAAAUUUCUGUGGAAUCAGUGAUUGAAUCAUUAACAUCAAAGUUUGAGAUUCACUUCAAUAAAUUUAGAAAUGUGAAUGAGGAUACCGCGUACAACGAAAUGAUGGUUAGCGUUAAUGGUCCUUCACAAGCCCAAUGUGACAAAGUUGUGAUGGCGGCUAUGAAACAGCACUUCAAAGGGCAGCAUGGCAUUCGCUUUGUAAGAAGAUCAAAUGACAUCAGUCUAUUUGCCACAGUGGGUGUAUCUGACAAUUCUAAGGUUGUAAACAGAAUGCUGCAAGAGAAGUCAAGACUGCCGUUCAUGCAGUAA
Paramuricea clavata is the source of this 927-nucleotide messenger RNA. Lineage: Eukaryota; Metazoa; Cnidaria; Anthozoa; Malacalcyonacea; Plexauridae. The record is from the annotation of a GenBank genome assembly.